CAUCCAUCUGUGAAGAUUGGUUAUGUCAAGUUCACACAGCUAAAGCCUUCAAACGUAAGACGUAUGAACGCCUUGGAACGAGUGGUCUGUUGCUGCCAAAGAUGUGAAAAUGUCAAGCUGAAAGUGAAAGCAAUGAACAGUUCUGUAUCAUCAAAUGGAUGUAGAGAUUUACGCAUCGAAGCAGAAGACCUCUCUGCGAUAUCGGAUAUUACCCUCUGUCAUGAUGAUAACAGGACCCUGCCCAAAGCCAAUUGCCUUGAUCGACAGUGUACUUCUUGUAGCGAAAAAAACAUGACCACACAUUAUGCAGCUUUUCUGAAGAACAACAGGGAACUCAAAUUAAACUUUGGAGCCGUGUGAAGAAAACCAAAACGGUGAAGAC
Priapulus caudatus is the source of this 382-nucleotide messenger RNA. RefSeq lists its product as uncharacterized. The record is from RefSeq and is a predicted model, not a curated record. NCBI's taxonomy places the organism in Eukaryota, Metazoa, Priapulida, Priapulimorpha, Priapulimorphida, Priapulidae.